AUGCACGGAAUCAAAGUUCCUUACGCAGACUUAUCAGCAUCUUAUUUUUACAAUAGCAAUCUUGAAGGAAGCGAUUUAUCUCAUGCUAAUAUUUCGUUUUCCAACUUAGAAUAUACCAACUUCAAAGGAUGCGAUAUGAGAAACUCUAGCCAUGGAUUAAUUCCUUUAGCCGAAAUGAAGCAGUGCAAAGAGGCUUGACUUUCCCCUACAGGCAAAUAUAUAGUCUGAGAUUUCUAUUCACCUUCUUGUCCCCUAUUCCAAAUUCAGAAAAUAGAAAGCAUUCAAAAUUCCCAACAAAUUAUAGGCAAGCCUAUACAAUUUUCCCCUCAAGAAAAUUAUAUAAUAUUUGAAUCACUUGAAAAAAAAUAUGCUAUUCAUAGCCUUUUAAAUAAUAAGUGCUUAAAAUAUCAAUUUGAAAGUUCAAAACUUUUUGCUUUUUCGCCAUCAGAAAAAUACCUAGCCUUUUAUUCGUUUGGUACUCUUUGCAUUCGAGACUUGCAAACUGACUUAAUUUGCUCAUCAACAAGUUUUCAGCUUCGUCUUUUCUAUAUAAAUUGAUCUCCAAUAGAAGAUUUUGUUUUAGUUCAAUCAGCAAGGGAUUGAAUUAUAUGAGAUAUAAGAAACAGCAUAAAAAUCCAGCAAUUUGAUUUUGGAAAUAAUUAUCAUGAUUAUCCGAAGGAUUUUGCAUUUUCUUGGCAUGGAAAAUACAUGGUAAUAUAUAACUCUAAAUACAGCGAAGAUACUUUUUUGAUUUGAAAUUCCCAGACUAAAGCAGUUAUAAAUAUACAAACUAUAGAGAAAGAACAAUUUGAAAUUAAAUUUUCAUCCACCCAUGAAAAAAUUUUUGUUAAAUCUGGGAGACAUUUAUCAAUAUGAAAUGCAGAAACCUCAGAAGAAUUAGCUAGAUCAAAAGAUUAUUAUGAUACCUUAUCUGCUGCUGUUAUGUCGCCAAUAGGAGAUUAUAUAUUUAUUUAUGGCGAUGAUGGACUCGGACUAUAUGAUUGCGAAAAUAACGUGGCUGAAAAAUCUAUCAAUUAUUAUGAUUUUGAAUCCUGUCAAUAUGUAGCAACUAAAAAACGUCCACAAAUAGUUUUUAAAGGCUUAUUAUUGCAGAUAGAUUAUAACUUCUCACACAAUUUGGAUGAUUUUCUCCGCAAAAAUAGCAAUGCCGCUAAUUCAGCAUGCUUUUCUUGUGAUGAUAAAUAUUUUGCGACUAGCAACUAUAAUAGGGUUAUCAAUAUCUGAGAUAUGAGAAAAAAAGAAAUAAUUUCAGCUCUUAAAACUGAUGAGCCGCCUGCAUCUCUGUUCUUUUCACCAUCCUCAAAAUUUUUAGUAGUCAAAAGUAGUAUUUCUGAGCCUAUAGAAGCCACAGUUUGAAACUGAAAGAAGAAAGCUUACUUACUUACUUAAUUAUCUGGUGUUUAAGGUGUCUAGUGCCGUAGCCCAAAAGGGCCUAUAGCAAAACUGAUGACGUAGGCGAGCCAUCUUGGCACAGGUCAGCCCUGACCAAGCCUUCUAUCAACUCCUGCUUCAUCGGCAUUGCUGCACGUCUCACCCGGCGCGUUGCCGUCGCCCUUGUCGCUCGACUCAGCUCCUGCGCGUGUUCCGCCUAAGGGGUCAUCCUCCCUUGGGGAUGUGCUGAGAGGUAAAAGCCCGAAAUCUUGAGUGGACUGAGGAGUGGUUCCUCUGGUUAUCCCCAGAGUUAAAAACCGUUAUUGCUGUCCAGAAGUCUUCGAGUGAAAACCUAACCCUAUAAAUAAAAUUCCAUGAGGGAGAGAAAAUUAGCAGAGCUAAUUUCUCUCGAACCGAAUGCCAUUUUAUUUAUGAAAGAAGAAAGCAAUUAUUUGAAAGCAUUGCUUUGUUACACCAAUUCGAGUCAUUUCAUUUUCUAUUUCUGAAAACUUUUGGGCAGUAGGAAGUGGAUCUAUAAUUUAUAUUUGGGAUAAAAAUUCCAUAAUGCAUAUUAUUGAUUCUAACUGAGAUAUUACUUCAACAGCUAUAUUAGAUGGAUCAUUUACUGAGAAUGAAAAUUAUUUUGUAUAUGGAAAUGACAGAGGAGAAAUAAACUUUUUCUUAUUGAGAAGCAAAAGUAUUGAGAAAACUAUUUCUUUAGGCAUUUCUAGGAUGAUGAUAUUUUCAAAUUCAUCUCAAUAUGUUGCAAUUUAUGACAGAAAUAGCAAUUUAAAGAUAUGAAAUAUUAUAGAUGAUCCAUUCAUUGCCUAUGAAGUCAAUGAAAUCAAAAAUCUUCAAUCAAUUAUCAUAUCGACAGAUGGAAAUUAUGUUAUUUUACAAAGAAAAGGUGAUUGCUCGUUUGAAAUUUUGGAUACUCUGAAAGGAUGCACAAUUUUCAGGUCGAAAAAUUGUAUUCAUAAAAUUAAAUGGAUAUCAUGAUCUUGAUCAGGCAAUUUUAUUAUUGCUACCAGCAAGGGUUUUAUUGGGAUUUGGGAUUUCAAAGCUUUGAUGAGCAAAAGGAGUAUUGAUCUAGCAUUUAAUGAUAAAGCAAGCUUAAAUGAGAUAGAAUGUCUAGAUUGGGCGAGGUCAUCAAAUAAUUUUAACAUUCGGAAUUGCGAUUUUUCAGAUGCAAAAAUGAGUGAUAAUAAUUGGCUUUCAAUUAAGGAGAUAAAUAAUUAG
Molecule: messenger RNA, 2631 nt
Organism: Blepharisma stoltei
Lineage: Eukaryota; Ciliophora; Heterotrichea; Heterotrichida; Blepharismidae
Source: the annotation of a GenBank genome assembly